AUGCACUACGGAACAACACGUGCCAGAAGUGGAAGUCCAGGUCGAAUGCAGAGGGACGGCAUCACUGGGCAGUCAAGAGUGUCAGUUGUAUCCAAGACGUUCUCAGCAGUAGCAAGUACCUGUUGUGGAUUUCCAGGCAGAACUAAGACAGGUACCGUCACAAAUGACAUCAUGGACAACCAAAACACGGCCUUCUCUUCUGGGGACAUCUCCGGCUCCUGCAAAAACUUCAGACCCAGAGCCAGUAGCACAGAGCUGCCCAUCACAGGACACUCCCAACAGCCCACAACAGAGAGGGAUCAUCUUCAUAUUUAUGGCACAACAUCUGGGAGUAGUUUGGAAUGCACUGGCUUCUCUAAAGAAAUUUAUUCCUGGGACCAGAGGAUGCCCUCUGCAGAAGAGAGAAAUAAGGUCAAACAAACUUUCCUGCUCACGACGCCCUCCUCCCUCUUUCCUGAUUAUGUCUACUUUGAGAAUUCCUCCAGCAAUCCAUAUCUAAUCAGAAGGAUAGAAGAACUCAAUAAGACUGCAAGUGGCAACGUGGAAGCAAAAGUAGUGUGCUUUUAUAGACGACGCGAUAUUUCCAACACGCUUAUAAUGCUUGCGGACAAACAUGCUAAAGAAAUUGAAGAAGAAUCUGAAACAACAGUUGAGGCCGACUUGACUGAUAAACAGAAACAUCAGUUGAAACAUAGGGAACUCUUUUUGUCACGUCAGUAUGAAUCUCUGCCUGCAACACAUAUCAGGGGAAAAUGCAGUGUUGCCCUUUUGAAUGAAACAGAAUCAGUAUUGUCAUAUCUUGAUAAAGAGGAUACCUUUUUCUACUCAUUGGUCUAUGACCCCUCAGUUAAAACCCUAUUAGCUGACAAAGGGGAAAUCAGAGUGGGACCUAGAUACCAAGCAGACAUUCCAGAAAUGCUCUUAGAAGGAGAAUCAGAUGAAAGAGAACAGUCAAAAUUGGAAGUUAAAGUUUGGGAUCCAAAUAGCCCACUUACGGAUCGACAGAUCGACCAGUUUUUGGUUGUAGCACGAGCUGUUGGGACGUUUGCCCGAGCCCUGGACUGCAGCAGUUCUGUGAGGCAGCCUAGUUUGCACAUGAGUGCUGCCGCAGCUUCCCGAGAUAUCACCUUGUUCCAUGCGAUGGAUACGUUGUAUAGGCACAGCUAUGAUUUGAGCAGUGCUAUUAGCGUCUUGGUACCACUUGGAGGACCUGUUCUAUGUAGAGAUGAAAUGGAAGAAUGGUCAGCCUCUGAAGCUAGCUUGUUUGAGGAGGCACUGGAAAAAUAUGGCAAAGACUUCAACGAUAUACGUCAAGACUUCCUCCCUUGGAAAUCAUUGACUAGCAUCAUUGAAUAUUAUUAUAUGUGGAAAACUACUGACAGAUAUGUACAGCAGAAACGUCUAAAGGCAGCAGAAGCUGAGAGUAAACUGAAACAAGUAUAUAUCCCCACUUACAGCAAACCAAAUCCCAACCAAAUAUCCACCAGCAAUGGCAAGCCUGGUGCUGUGAACGGAGCCGUGGGAGCCACGUUCCAGCCUCAGAAUCCUCUCCUCGGGCGAGCCUGCGAGAGCUGCUACGCUACCCAGUCUCACCAGUGGUAUUCUUGGGGCCCACCUAAUAUGCAAUGUAGAUUAUGUGCAACUUGUUGGCUGUAUUGGAAAAAAUAUGGAGGCCUGAAAAUGCCCACUCAAUCAGAAGAAGAGAAGUUAUCUCCCAGCCCAACAUCAGAGGACCCUCGUGUUAGAAGUCACAUGUCCCGCCAGGCCAUGCAGGGGAUGCCAGUCCGAAACACUGGGAGCCCAAAGUCUGCAGUGAAGACCCGUCAGGCUUUCUUCCUUCAUACCACAUAUUUCACAAAAUUUGCUCGUCAGGUCUGCAAAAAUACCCUCCGGCUGCGGCAGGCAGCAAGACGGCCGUUUGUUGCUAUUAAUUAUGCUGCCAUUAGGGCAGAAUAUGCAGACAGACAUGCUGAACUCUCUGGAAGUCCACUGAAAAGCAAAAGCACUAGGAAACCUUUGGCAUGUAUCAUUGGGUAUUUAGAGAUCCAUCCUGCAAAGAAGCCCAAUGUAAUUCGAUCUACACCAAGCCUGCACACUCCAACCACCAAGCGAAUGCUGGCCACUCCGAAUCACACAUCUCUGAGCAUCCUGGGGAAACGAAACUACAGUCAUCACAAUGGCCUGGAUGGAUCCUCUCCCUCAAUUUCCAGCUACAUUGGCAGCCUUGAACUCUGACUUCUGAUUCCUCAGCCCAGAACUCACGUGCCGUGUGUCAGACUGAGCUAUCCCUCUCUCAUCCUACAACCCAAGACUCGCUGCACUGUCCUGCUGAUGCUCACACCCGUGCCUGGGACGGAGGCAGCCCCCUUCCCAGUACAUUUCAGUGGGAGACCUCCACGCGCACCCCAUGGAGACUGGAUGGGGCAGGGGGAGAGACUGUAGGAGUGUGCGUUCUGAAAGCGGCGUCUCCACGUGUGAAUCAGUGGCACCUCGUUUUCCUCUCAGAGACCUUGCUGUCCCAGAGCAGGACCUGCCUAGGAAUGGGGUGGGUGGGUAGGGAGCCACUCCCUUUGUAGCACCCCAUACCCCCAAAACAGCAGCUCCUUGGGGCUGAGGACCGCCAGGGCUCAGAGCCGCUCUGGCCUGCAUGUGUCAGUGCAGCUCCGUUUGAUGCUGUGUAAUUAUGUACAGGAGGGACGUGCCAUCUUUCUGAACAGAUUUUUUUAAGCAACGGGCCAGGGCUUACGCAGUUCAUGGUAUUUCUCCAUCCUUGCUGUUACUAUCACUUGGCCUUUUUUUCUCUAUAGCCUUUGUACUUUAUUUUUGUGGUGGAGAGA
This is a messenger RNA of Tupaia belangeri chinensis (Chinese tree shrew), 2837 nucleotides long. It is a transcript of the gene MTA3, whose product is annotated as metastasis associated 1 family member 3. The coding region runs from base 1 to 2235 and encodes 744 amino acids. Gene Ontology annotation, cellular component: nucleoplasm; NuRD complex. Gene Ontology annotation, biological process: negative regulation of transcription by RNA polymerase II. Gene Ontology annotation, molecular function: histone deacetylase binding; chromatin binding; transcription corepressor activity. The record is from RefSeq and is a predicted model, not a curated record. Lineage: Eukaryota; Metazoa; Chordata; Mammalia; Scandentia; Tupaiidae. The transcript is spliced from 20 exons.